Messenger RNA from Ceratitis capitata (Mediterranean fruit fly), 1594 nucleotides. Its product is annotated as nucleolin. The record is from RefSeq and is a predicted model, not a curated record. The coding region runs from base 274 to 1425 and encodes 383 amino acids. The transcript is spliced from 2 exons. Lineage: Eukaryota; Metazoa; Arthropoda; Insecta; Diptera; Tephritidae.
AACAAAACAGACAAAUUUCCCAAAUUUUCUUCAACUAAUAUAUUUCCGUUAAACUACAUAAAUAUAUAUAUAUUUUAAUACAAGCCGCAUUUUAAGUUGACGUCAGCGUCGAUCAAAAAUCAAAACAACAACAGCAGUAAGAAAUCGAGGCAUUCAACAAUCAAGAAUAACAAGAGAAAAUAGAAAAGCUGUCAGCCGAUUGACAGGCUGCAUCCGUUCGUGAUUAAAGCAGACGGAGAGGCCAAAAUACCAAGGAGUGGCCGCGUGGGAUCCAUGAAAAGCAUGGCCGACCACAAUAAUAAUAUCAGCAGACGUGACAAUAACAUAAAUUGUAGCAAUAGUCCCAACCACAGCAGAUAUCGCGGCAGUGUCAGUAGCGAUGCGAAAAAUAUAAUCAAAAGCUCAGCGACUGAGCCUAGUAGCAGCAGUGGUUUUACAGUUAACGCCGCUGGUAGUGCAAAUCGGGCCGAACGCUGCGUGCUGUGCCUAGACGAGAAACGCUCGCCGGUGCGCAUCACUUGUGGCCACUCGUUUUGCAAUGAGUGCCUGGACGUAUAUAAAUCCUACCAAAAGUACGCCUGGGCCACGCGCUGUCCCAUCUGCCGUGGCUCGCUGAAGGAGAAACGACGUUCCGUCAAACGAAAGCGUUCCGAAGAUAAUAACGCAAUAACAACCACAACAACAAGAAUAAGGACAAGUACAGGCAGAAACGGUGGCACGUCUCAUAUGCGUAUGAGUGCGGUCGCAACUCCAGUGGAAACAGCAACAGAAACCACAGCCGCAGCCGAUGCCGACGCUGUCACUACUGUGCCCUCUGAAACCACUGCUGAUGUUCCAGCUGAGCAAAUUUACUUGUUGGAGGAGUUCAUGGCAAUCGCUUCUGAAACGGAUGUUUUCGGUCUCAGCUCAGAUAUGACAUUCGCUAAUGCAGGGAGCGACAGCACGCCAACCAACUCGGUAUCGACGGUUAGUGCAAGCGAAGCGGAGCAGGAGGAUAUGGAGGUUGAAGAAAUUGAGGGGACGGUGGGUGUUGAUGCCAGGUUUGCUGAAACUGAUUUUGCAUCUGAUUUGGAAGGAGAAGAAAUCGAAGAUGAGGUCGGCUUGGAAGGGUAUGAGGAAGAGGUAUUUAACGAGGAUCUCGACGAAGAAGAAGAGUGGCAGAUGGAAGAUGAAGCAGAUGAGGAGGAACAGAACGAUGAUAUUGAUGAUGAGACGGAUGAUGUUUACUACUUUAACGAGUUUGAUAAUGAACACUAUGAUGACCCUGGAAACAAUGACUACGACACCAUGGAUGAAGAGGACUUUGGCGAUGACGAUAAUGACGACGAAUCAAAUGAACAAUCGCAAAAUGACGAUUACUGUGCUGAAGAACAGGAAUCUGAGAGUGAAGUCGUGGUGGUGGAUGAGGUGAUCAUCAUUGACUAAACGCUGCUGAAAUACUGGGCGACAUUAAAAAUGCGCAAGCAAAAACUUUUUUGACGUGCGAAAUACCUAACGCUAAGGGUGCGACCGUACUGGACAGGUCUUUCGUUUUUUAAGUGAUUUUAUUGCAUGUUUUUUAUCAUGAAUUGCGAUGAUUUUUGUAGAUUUUUGA